AUGGACUCCUCGCCAGAAAUGGAACGUUUCGGAAUUUCUGAUGCUGACUAUGAGUACAUGUUAGAUCCUCUUAAACGGAAAAGAUUUACAUCAAAAAAGCAACAGAUUUAUGGUGUAUUUGCCUCUGACUCAGACUCUGAGGCGGAACCCACUGGAAUGGGAUCUGUUGCGUCUUUACACAGACGCAAGGGUGGUAACUACUCGGGACCUGUAACAUUUGUUAGCGGCGGAGUAAAGGUAAAUAUUUUUUAAAUACUUUUUUAACUGGGAGUUGCCACAAUCGCGUGUUUUUCCCAAACUUGCUUCGAUCGUACUUAACGACAAUUGUUGUUACCUGUUUUCACAUCUGUAACGUUUCCUGACUGUCAUGCGAAACAUGGGUUGAUAGGCCUACUAUUUGUUCGGACAAGCGUCACUGUCUCGCACUAACUGUUCCUCGCGGUCUACUUAAGUAGACUAUAGUAGAAUCUAAUUUUGUGACCCUAAAAGUUGGCGGUAUGGUGGAUCAUUUUCGUACGUUGAUCAGCCUUAUUUACUGCUGCUUCAUCUAUACACUAUAUAUACUGGUUGAUUUGCCAACCUAAACAUUGGCGUAUGCACCAUUGUACCUGGUUCAAGCAACUUUCACCAUAUUUUCUGUACGCCAUGCGAGGGCCAACAUUUUACGCGGCCAUUCCCGUGUCUUUACUCAACAGGAGGGAACAGCUGGUAAAACUGAUGACACAACUGUGGACCUGGAAAUAUCAGAUGAAGAAGAGGACAAGCAAUUACUGGCUUCAUCCAAGUCCACUGAACUAUCUACAGACGCGGAGAAAUAUCGGUCAAGUUCCCGUCCAUCCACCUACCGUGGCCGACGGGUGGCGACUGCUCUAGGGAGCAACAGUUCUGGUGGAAUUGGUUCAUGGGAGCGCCAUACUCGAGGCAUAGGUAUGAGGCUGCUGGAACAGAUGGGUUACGAGCCCGGUCGUGGCUUGGGCAAAGAAGGCCAGGGUAUUGUUACCCCUGUCGAGGCGGUCAAACGCGUUGGGAGAGGGGCUGUUGGCUCGAUGGGCCCUGAAGUCGUGGCCGCUCCUCGAAAGGGAAACGAACAGUUGCCUGAGGUUGCUGAAGAAGCCGACUGUAGGUUCGCCUUUAAAUUACCUUGUAAUGAACUCCUGUUUGAUGUUUUUAUUUCUGUAUUCCACCGCAGAUCAUUCCACAGCGCAUGGAUUUUAGUUCCUUUCCUCCUCAGUCAUAUUCCUUUUUGUCUGCGGAAUAACGAUCCGAAAUGAUUUCUGAUGGGAAUACUUAAUUAUAGUUCCAGGUUCACUUUCAAGUGUUUUGCUAGACCGUUAAGCUACUGAAAGUUGACGUCGGCCUCAACAUUUAUCCAUAAUUGCAAUUUUUAAGGUGCAAGUAAAAGACUCUUUAAGGUCGUGACAGCUGCUUUAUUUGCGCGACAGGCGAAGGGCCAACCUGUUUUGGGGAACUUCAGUCAUUUUACUACCGGUUUUCGGCUUACUCACCCGGUUGGUCAGUUCCAUCGAGUCUGUACCAACCAGUGUAGAACCAAACGUAUGUGGACGCACGAAUUUAACAUUGGCUGCCAUUAAAUAGCUGCCAUUUCCACCGUUGUUAAACAACGCUGGUGUAGACAAUUUGAACGAAGACUUGCCGGUCUUCAACCACUCACCUCCACUGAUAAUUUGUAAGGCAGCUCAUGAGACAUGUUCGCGGAAAUCCUGUUACCAUCCGUGCUGUGACGUCCACGCCAACCAUCAGGCCUCACAAUUCUCGUCACAUGGUAGUCAUAUAGAAAGCAGGCGGGAUUACUCGAUCAGGAGCUGACUCUCCCCACAGAUAUACAGAGAUCUCACGGUGUUCAUCGGCCGUUGUGUUCAGAAUGCACCACGGCAUGCAUCAUCAAUGCAAUGAGGACUUUUGCUUUCCGUUCCAAGUCUAUGUACCAGCCUGGUUAUUACCUGCAGUUUUGGCUAGUUGGGGACUGCAGGCAAGUCGCUGCUCCAUUGUCAGGCUCGGUUACUCAACCUUCCCAUUUCGUAUUCUUUUGCUUUGACUCCCGACCUGCAGGCCAUCCUACGCGUAUGGAUUGGUGUCGGUGGGGUGUUGUGUCUGACCGUCUUUCCAUCAUGGGGUUUGUAAAACCGCAUCUGGUAGUGUCAUUGCCGUGCCACUCAUCAAGUUAUUUAUCUGCUUCCGCACCAACGUUUUAGCCUGUUUCUGAUCAUAUUUACAGUAGGUGGGCUAACUCAUAAAACAUCAACCGCAGUUCCGAAAUGUGUUUUCGUUUCGAAAAGAGUAAUUAAGUAGAGUUGUAAAACUAAUCAGUGUGCAGCGUAAUUCCAUAAUUAUUCAGUUACCUUCGGAUGCCGGCUUUCGGACGAACUUCCUUCCGGCUGCUUGUAAAAACUAUAUUCUGCAAAAAAUGACUACUUAAGUAUCAUGCGUUGUUCCCAUUGAUUUUCGAUGUCCCUAAAAAUUCAACUAUAUUUCAUGGAAAAUAUGCAUAAAACUAUUCAUUCUUUUACUCAUUCGGUAGAAAAUUACGCCUUCUUCCAAUUUUACACCCGAAGGAAGGGUGUACUUAGGUUUUAAAAGAGUUUCUAAUUGUGAGAUUUUUCAGUAUCUUGAAAUGGCCAUUCAUAAGACGUCAUGUCUCAGCAUUUACCAAUGGGGCUUGUUAAGUUAGCAAUAUGGCAAAAACCCUUUGCUAAAUGUUAUGAACCCCAUAUGGUCUCCUCCUAAUCCCAUAGAGAAAUGCAUGGUUUUCCGUAUGUGGAAGAUACACGGCAUUUAGCUUGGAAACUCUGAAUGCUGUUGUAACUGCAGGUCGGGUUCAAAAUUAUUCGGGAAUUGGAAGAGUUUUUUAAAACCGAAUUAUACUCUUCUUUUGAGUAUAAAAUUGGAAUAAAACGUACUUUUCUACCGAAUGAGUAAAAGAAUGAAAUUUUUCAUGCAUGUUUUCCAUGAAAUAUAAUUGAAUUUUUAAGGGCAUCGAAAAUCAACGAGAAAAAUACCUGAUAAUUAAGUAAUCAUUUUUCACAAUGUCUAGUUUUUUCAUGCAGCCGGAAAGAAGUUCGUUCGAAAGUCGGCAUCCGGAGGUAAUUGAAUUAUUAUAGAAUUACGCUGCGCGAUAAUUAGUUUUGCAACCCUACUUAAUUACUAUUUUCGAAACGAACACAUAUUUCGGAAUUUCGGUUGAUAUUUCAUGAGUUAAGCCAUCAACUGUACAAUUACAGUAGAUGACGCAUCUCGUGAAAUAUUAACCGGAAUUUUGGAGUAUGUGUUUUUGCCAGGAAGGAUUACGUCGGCGGCUUUGUAAUGCUCGUUGUAAUGCAAAUUAGUCCGAAGAUAUUUCAAUCGCGCCAGGAUGCUGACUCGAUAAUGCGCUUCUUUCUGGCCACCCACAAAAAAUCACGUUCAUCAAAAAUGGCUACUUAAGUUGUGUGGAUGUUUCCAUUGAUUUUUACUACGCUUAUGACUCCAAAAAUAAUUUGUGAGAAUCUUAUAUAAAAUAUUCUUUUUUUACACAUUUAGUAGGAAAUUACGACUUCUUUAAAUUACAUGCCCGACGAACAGGUACCUUUCGUUUUAAGAAAGUUUGAACUUGAGGGUUUUAAGACUGAAAUGUCUAUUCAAUUAGUAUCUUAUCAGUCCAUUUACUAGCGCUGCUUUGCAGUAUGGUCCAUAUCCAUUGUAAAAUUUUUCGAGCUUUGCAUGACAGCUUCUUAAUAAUAGAAAAGCACACAUAAUUUUCCAUAGGUUAAAAAUACAUAGCUUGUAGUUUGGGAACCCUAAACGCAAAAGUCACUCGGGGAAUGAAAAACUGCAUAAGCCUGGAAGAUACAUUUUCUCGAGUACGAAUUUCAAAGAUGUAAUUUACUUAAAAUGCGUGCAAAGGUCUUUUAAAACUGAUGGUUACCCUUUCUCUAAGUCCGAAAUUUGAAAAAUGUAAUUUCCUGCCAGACGAGUACGAGAAAGGAAGCCUUGUGGCAUAUUUUUAAAAUUGCAUUUCAAUUUAUAAAGGCGUCGAAAGCAAAUAGAAGUAAUCCACACUACUUAAGUAGCAGUUUUAGAGGACGAAAAGAACUGCAUUGAAAAGUCGGAAUCCUGACGUGACUGAAAUAUCUUGUGGCUAUGUUGCAUUUUAGUCAGUAUUAUAACCACACCCAAGCAGUCCUUUUUAACAGGAAUCCUAUUUUAGAGUCUUUAUGAAAUGCGUCACCUACUGCACUCGCUGCCGACAGCAAUGAUGAUGCCAGGGCGCUAAGGUUUGUAAAGAGAUUCUUAAGGGCAUAUCGGGCUUUUCAGCCACUUAACGGCAUUUUCUGAGUAGACUCAACUUCCGGAACUCGAUAUUUCAGGUCAGCCUAUGGUAUUUGGGCCUCUUUCACUCCGAAUUUGCGCGAUGGUGUUAAAUAGACCUAAGAGUGAGGAACUUGUCGGCCACUGUUAGAGUGAAGCCGUGCGCCACCUGCAAUCGGUAUCUAAACUCACUAAUACUUUUGUCAACUUUGUUUAUUACUGGUAAGUCAAGAAUUCCUUCUGAACUUGGCUCCACGCCAUCCUAGACCGGUCUGUAGCCUACUUAAAGUAGUCAAACAAACUUACCCAAUAAAAGUGUUUAUAUUUGUCGUAGUUCUUGCAUUUUCGACACUGAGCCGAUGACAUUACCACCACGCAAACAACUAUAACUACGCCAUUUCUUUCGUUUCUUGUGGCGUGGCUUUUACUUGCGGUUUUAGUUAACAAAGCUGACAGCUGUAUUUUACCACACCAAUGCUAGACAUCUGGUUUCUAUUUCACUUAGCUGGCCUCCCACGAUACAAAAAGAAGUCGGCCGCGAAAGAAGCCGGUGGCCAAAAGCCUCGAGCUCGUAACACCGCCUUCCUGACGGCAGAUGAAGUUAUUGCACGCGUCAGUCCUGCUACACCGAUGGCUGCGAUUCGAAGCCUUGGUUCCGGUCUCACUAAUAGGUUUGUGUGAUUUCUUAAUUGUUGUUCAUUUUUAAUUUCUUAAUAAGACUAGUUGUUACCCCAUCGAUCACUUUUAAAAGACGUGGGCAAACAUCCUUAUUUGCGACUGGUUUCUGCUCUUUACUAUCUUAGCUUCACGACAUCCUUUUAACUGUGUGUUUUAGCGAACCUCUUACUGUUUCAAAAGUUGAGGGAAACCGGUGGUACACAAGCGUAACAUUUUUAAAAACUCGGACAUGAUUCCACGUCAAUAAAGCGCGUUUUCGAUUGUGAUACCUGCCUGACUGGGAAAAAUCGUACAUUCUGAAUAUCCUACGAAUGAGCUCUUGGGGGUGUAAAGCGUGUCCAGUGAUUUAUUUGGCGAAAUGUCCACCUUAACAAGGUUACUGGCGUCACGUACAUGCUGGAAUAUUUGCCCCACGCCUAGGCCCAGAGGUUUCUUCGUCCGAGUUUUUGCGACUUAUACUUUGAAUACUUAUCAUUUGGACGUGUUGACUUGUGUUCUCCUUUCGCAUUCUGAAACGACGCCGGAAGGGACUUUGAAAACGACCGUAGGCUUCAGUUGUCGUCUCAUAUGAUCAAGCCCACAGACCAAGAGAGUUCCACUUUUUCACUGACAGUUCGACCAUCGAUUUCGACAAUGUCCACCGUGUGCUACACAGCAGGGUGAGAGCAGACACGGUGACCUGUGCGUGAUUUCUUUUAUUGUGAUAGUAGACUUGCGCAGCAUCUAUCGCACUCUCUCCUCCCCACCUGGACCCGGUGUCAAUACAUAGUCAAGAGGACUGGAGGUGGGAGGGAGCGCAGGUAACCGGCACGACCGGAGCCGCCCCUAGGCGUGCCGCCGCACUCGACCCGGCUCCUAUUAGGUGGGAGUGUCAUGAAGGUCACAUUAAGAAGGAGCCAUUGCAGCCUGACUGUCAGAUCACCAGUCCGUCAUCCCGCACAAACACACACUGGGCCGAUUGCGAGGUCAAAGUUAUCCCGCCAGUUGGCAACCUUCCAAGCCACGACUUUUGGUGCACCAUCAUAGCUCCAACCGCGUCAGUUUGUUUAUAGUGAGGAAAAUGAGCUGAGUCAUCGACCUCACUCUAUUUUCCUAUGUCCAGGCCCCAGCCACUGUCCCAGUCGGUCAGUUAAAAGUCCCUUCCGAUCACUCAAUGAUUGUCUGUGUCAUAUAUAUGCCUUGGGUCCUUCUAUCCUAUCUGAUUGAGCACGAUAACUGACGCGACAUCGCAAUCUCCUCGGAUGACUGACACACGCGCCGAAUGUGGCGAAAUUGUCAUGCCUAAGUCUUACGAAUGCUACCACAACAGACCUUUUCUCCCAUCUGUGCUUUCGCUGUGCCUUAUUUGCUUCUGCUCCUUGUUUGCAUAACCAGAGUGCUCGGACGACCGCUUUAAACCUGGCGAAGUAUGUAUAAUAACUAGAAGUUUUAUACCACCUUCGUCUCGUUUUUACCAAAUCUCUGUUCCCCCAGAAGUCUUCAUCUCCUUCCACGAUCCAUAGUUUUGUUUUUUAGACGUUACUAUGACCCUUUCACCUUAUCCCCUUAUGCUCUUCUGUGUGCAGUGAACUGAGCAAGGUCAAAGUGAUUGACAUGACUACCCGUGAAAGGAAGGUUUACGACGGAUACGAAGCUGCUCUUUCCAGUUCUUUGCGCCACAGCAAACGACCGGAAAUUACGGGCCAGGCCGGUGGUCCCGAUGAAAGUGCCAAGCAACGUGAACGUCGCGUUGAAGGUCGUUUUUUUGAAGUCCCCGUCCUCUGCCACAACAUAGAUUUGGUUAUAAAAUCCACCGAAGACGACAUUCGUCGGCUUGACCGUGCAGCCCGAUUUGAGGAGGACAGAUCGGCGAGUCUCGAGCAUGAAAUCGAACGCCUAACUGAUGUAAGUCCUCUGUAUACCAUUUGUUAUAAACGGCUGAAAGCAAUCUCCUACAAAUUCAUCUUUUGCUUUGAUAACACAGCCAGACUAGUUGUACAGAACGAGACUCUGACUAGGUCGUUUUUCAGAGAGCACAUUUUUUCCAGGAAAUUUUCUGGCUAAAAGUGCCACACUGAAAUUUUUUCCGACAGACACUUAUGACCCUAGUCUUUCUUUCAAACGAUGGUCAAAGGCAAAGAAUUAACUACUUCGCCCAUGCAUGUUCUUUCUUUUUAUUUGUACUUGUACUUCGCACGGCUGCGAUCAUGCCCGACCUAGCCGGCCUCGAUUAUGUCCCCAACUGUACCUUUCCACGCGUGACGAUCCGCGGCAGCAGAUCUUGACAGUUCAACCCAUUCUCUUCGCCAACGACGGAAACUGAAUACCGAAGGUCCAAGAACCACCUCCAUGUCUUGACAAACUGUGUCGAGUCAGGCUUUGAGUUAACCCCCUUCUCGGCGCCUUCGAUGAGGUGACGAUGACGGAUCGAGGGCAGUAAAACUGAGCUCCUGAGGUGGACGGCGAAGAAAAUGCCCGAAUCACCUCAGUUGCCUUUCUUGGAUGGCCUGGGCUAUCCUUGUGAUGUUGUCGCAGCGAGCGCAAACUGGCUCAUUUGAGAAGAAGUCGGUAUAGUUCCCUCGAAGGAUGGUCCUCAAGAAGUUGUGGUCAAAUACCUCCAGUUUUCGCUCGUUCUCCACGCGCACAGUCCAGCAUUCACAAUCAUAAAGGACGGACCGGACAGAUGCACGGUACACGCGAAUCUUAGUGGCGAUGGAGAGGUUGCGUCGGAUCCAUGGGCCUUCUCUAAGGCUUGAGAAAACCCGUCGGGCAGCGUCAAUUCGGGAGACGAUGUCGUCCUUACUCUGUCCAUUCGGCAGCAGCUUCGCCCCGAGGUAUUUCAAACUGUCUACUUCUUCACGUUGACAGCCAUCAAUCCCGAGAGGCGCCUUCUCCUGGUCAGAGAUGCAGCUUAAAGCACUUUAGUCUUUCCAGCGUUUAUGGAUAAACCGACCGAUUUAGCGACCUUGUCCACCCGUAACACCAUAGACUGCAGAUCACCAAAGUCAAGGCAAGUAAUGAGAUACCAUCGGCAUAGUCUAGAUCAGUCAGUCGGUGUCCGGAUGCAAACUCGACACCGUCACCUUUGUACAGAACCCUCCCGAGAAACCAGUCAAUAGAGUAGUUAAACAGAAUGGGCGACAGGAUACAACCCUGCCUUCUCCGUCGGUUCGGGAUGUAAAACAGGACUGGAUUUCUCUGCUCAGGGCCUCGGCAGUGUUGAUUUGUCGGAUUUUUGCGCAAUCGAGGCGUCUAGGACGUGAUAUUUUUGGCGCCGAUGAGAUGUGAACUUUCAAGCGUAUACGAACGAGGACAUGGUCCGACCCAUGGGCGUUACCAGUCUCGGCACAACCCAUCGAUCUGCUAUCGUGAACCCAGAUGCGGGACCUUGAGAUGAGUAGUGUGUAGUCAAUCUGACUGGCCGUAUGACUGUCGUUUGAAUAACAGUUCAGUGGAUGUUCGUUGCUAUGCUGGAAGCACCUGUUGGUGACAAGCAGCUCUCGAUACAUCCUUGCUCCAUUACAACUUGAAACGCAAUCUAAAGUCCCCUCGGGCAGCCACACAAAGACAAGUAAUUAUAUAGAAAAAGGAGUAUCAACAAAGACAAGAGUGACUUGUGCCGGCCAUUUCCGGCUUACCAGGCGUCGUCAACCAGCCCUGCGCAACCACAGGCUUGCAGGACCUAGGAUUCAGAGCCAUGUCAUUAUGCGACUGCAUGCAAGGGCUUUAGAUUGAACUCUAAGACGGAACAGGUCGAGCGUGUCUCCAUGAACGCACUUCCACCACAGUUAAUAUUCCCGGUCACAACCGAAAGGACAAGGGGUCCAUAGUUCGCGUCCCAGGUUCUCCAGUUCUGGGACUGGGUAGGGCUGACUGACUGGCCAUCCCAGUCUCCCCUGUCUUGGUAGGUACUCCUCCUUCUGAAUGCAUUAUUGUUUGUCCUAGGACAGAAAAGUACAUAAGCUUGCGUCGGAAGUUUUGAAGCGGAAAGCCUUCAUCUAUGAAGAUAACACGCUUGUUCACACUUCCCUCGCCUGAUUUAGGAGGGCUAAGGAAGUCAUUUUCAAAUUCUCGAAGGCCGCUUUCAUAAGCAUUCUAUGACGCCCUCUGCCAAGGAUCAAGAGCCAGGUUGCUAUGGCUCCUUAACGUGGCGCCCAUGGCGCUCGCGCAUGUGAGGUCCAAGCCGCCCUCACGAAAGCCUGGAGCGUUCCGUGGGAACCAUGGCGUGUGUGGCACGUGGAGAUGGGCUGUUUAACUUUGUCGCCCGGGCCCGUAUCCGGUCGUCCAGAUGUUAGCUUAUAAGACAACGAUAAUACAUUAGCCUCACCGAACCCGUUUACUGCAUUCAGACUUAUGGGUCCCAUAGUCCAUCAUAUUACUUUCGGUCGCUGCUAACAUCAAAUCUACGCUGGUCGACUGACUGGAACACUUCGGUGAUCUUCAUUCAUAACGACGGUGCUGACCGCUUGUAUUUGGGGCUAACUAAAGUAAUAACCCAUUUUGUAUCUGCAAUGUACCCGUCAUCGGUAGUAUUCUCACGGUGACCGCAGGUUCGCCUGUCAUCGCUCAACUGAACGAAUGUUCGUCGUACCUAAUUAGAAAGUACCGCUUUGUAAACGGCCUUUGGUUCACUUUAUGUGUUUUGAUUUUGUGACAAGAUCAUCGCCACCGACUCUGCGCAGUUAGAAGUCCUGGACAAAGCCCUCGACCUUUUGGCUUCUUUCGAAUCUGCCCUUGCAGAGGCACGCCAGGUUCGCCCUAAUGCGGACGGCGAUGUUGACUUUCGUGAGACCUACGACAGUCUGACACCCGAGACCUGCGCAACUUGGCUAACUCGCAUCCGCCGUGACUGUGCCAAACUUCCUGAAUUGCCUUCGCUCCUGGCUGCUGUGGCCAAGCCUCUUCUUGAUGCUCUCCUCCUUAAAUGGAAUCCACUAAAGGCAUGUCUUUUUUUAUCUACCUUAGCAAAACAGAUCUUGAAAUGCAGAAGGUCUAAGUCGAUUAGCAUGUACAUUAGAUAUUUUUAAACUAGUCUGUUCCCAUGGCCAUAGCCGACGCGGCCAUUUUUCAUCUGAAAUUCCCUGUCCCCUUGGCUUUGAAUGAAUUAACUAACUCUUCUCAGCUUGGACAACCUUAUUGAUAGCUUUUGUUGCCUAUUCAAACAGGGAUACACUGUUCAAAGUAAUAUUGUUACGGAACUCUAAAGAACCUCAUGGGAAACGACCACACUUGCGCGAUCAAAGGGAAUUUUGUAAGACAAAUCUGGACAGUCUGACUUAUUAGCGAUUGAAGAGUCACAGUGCGUAUCGCCAAUUCUCUUCACCAAACAGAUGUGCUACCGUGACGACAUGAAUACAACAUUGAUGGGUCAUUAGUUCAAAUCUAUCAGAUCUGUUUUGUUUAUUGCUUGGGUGGGUGAAACUUCUUUUAACUUCUUGAGGCAUGAAUAUAAGCAAGGUCUGUCUGUCCGGUAGUGGAAGGCGUGGCCAACAUAUUGACUGUUUCCCCCGUCCUUGUCGCCUGUUUAAAGUAAUGUUUAAACUGCCGCUGACCAUGCUGACGCAAAUCGUGGAUGACAGCCAUUCGUCUCUAAAGGUAUCGGCUUUCUUUACAAUAUUGUGCAUGUAUGGCCGAUGUCGGUAGAUUUUCAACGAAACACGAUGCCAAAAGGAUCGUCGAACACUGUCAUUAAAUCCCUAUGAUGCGUUAUUUAAAUUACCUAGGCUUAGGCCAUGUCCUUCUGCCUUGUAUACAUCAGUCAACCCCGGAUACAUUACUUUUACAUGGGGUAGGGUAGCGAACCGCCAGCCAUCACCCACCCCCUGAGGGCAACUAGCAGUCAACACGAACUUUUUCGCAUUUGUUUCCUUUAUCUAAUUUAAUUGUUGGUCGCAUAUCUCAGGUUUUCGAUGAGAGCGUGGAACCUUCUGGCUUGAAGUGCAGCAUUUUCUAAGUACAACAGUUGGAAUACUAAUCACCGACUGCGCUUGGCAUAUAGUAUACAAUCCAGCCUUCCUCCUCUGGCAUUCAGAGUGCAGUUUUCUUAGAAUGGAUAACAUACAUUCAGUUACGUUCACUCCAAACUCUAUGAUUGCUCCUUUAGCUUUUUCCUUUUUGGUUAGCAUUGAUACCUUGGGCGACUUUUACUGAAUUCUGACUAGUCAAUUUUCAUAACAUGACUGAGGCCCAUUUUUUGGAGCAUUUUGGCCGGUUUUACCUUCGGAAAAAUGUACUAUUUGCAUUUGAGUCCAUCACAUCGAAUCCUCUUUGGUCUUAUCAUGUUUUUGUGUUUGAACUCCCAAGGUUAAAGUGCAAGUCCAUGCAUUUCUCCUAUGGUCUACGAAGAUUCCCGUUUCGGCGACUUGCAGCAAUUCCCUUAUCUUUCCACAUCGCUGCCUCGCAGUUUCGUUGAAGCGUGCUGGUUUCCGUUUCUUUGCUUCAGAACAUAUUUUAGUUUGAAAUCGACUUGUUGGCACAAGUCCAGAUAGUACUGAUCGCUUCGCAUUUUGACAAUCAUGGCCUAUCGUGAACUAUGCGAAAGUCUUGAGUCGCGAAGCACACUCUUUCCGACUGUCUGCUCGCACAAACGGAAGCACGCGUUUUCACAAGCUCUUCUGUUUGGCAAUGGUGUUUAACUCUUCCCUGCUCAUGCGCAUGACUUUCCCAUCGUCAUCGAUGAAUGUAGAUUAGACGGCCAGACUCUGGCAAAUUUCGGACUACUUCUGUCCGCAGUUUUCCACUGCCUCUUGUGCACUUUAUCCUAGAGGCGUAAACAUGGCUGCGCCCCCCCCCCCCCCACGUAGCUCCACCCGUCACUAAAUGUCGCUGUUGAUUUCUUGCCACCUUGUUUGUCUACAUGGCCUUUGUGAGGUGUUUAACCUUUUUCUCUCGUCUCCUGCCCUCCAUGCACACGCCCACCCUCAGAAUCCAAAGUACGGUCUUUCGGUAAUCCGAGACUGGCGAUCGGCUCUGGAGGAUCCCAACGCCUUCUCGAUCCUUCUUGCUACCAGUUGGCUACCGCGCCUCCGCCGGGCCAUUUCCACAGACUGGGAUCCUCACGAUGCGGAGGGCGUGCUCGCUGUGUUGGAGGCCUGGCAGUCCAUUUUACCGGAAAGUCUUCUACAAACUCAGAUACUAGAUGGCCUUAUUCUGCCGCGUCUACAAGUAAGCGAUCUUGGUUUUGCCUGUUUGUUGAUGAGUUCUAGAGUGAAUGUCCCCUCGUUAAAUCAUGCACAAUGCCGUCUACUUUAGUGAGGUUCGUUACUGUCUCAUCCUGUUUCCACUCUCACAGUCCGUAGAACCUUUCCAGUCUGGAUGUUUGUCACUAGGUGUCUAUUACUUGGUUCAGAAAGGGCCGAAGCGUGUGGUGCCCUUUCUCCACUAGUCACUUAUUGUCACAGAGCGGACUGGAAACCAUGCUCUCUGAAUUAUGGGCUUCUGAUUCCAUGUUUUUAAUCACCAGAUCGAAUAUUCACUAUCCACUAUAGCUCGUCCAUGGAAAUCAGCAAUGACAAUGCUGAUCAUCCUCCCACUGGAGUUCAAAAUUUCCGUUGUUAUUGUUACGGUGGAUGCCACGGUGUUCGCGGAACCUGACCCGGAUUUUGAGUACAAGUACACUGACUUCACAGAUGUGUCGGCACCGCGGUCUUUCACCUAUCCAACUACGUCAAUAGCUGGGUUCCAUGACUGCACCUCUAUGAGGGCUGCAUUUCGCACAGAUCAACAAUAGUUUUAGAAAUUUCAAUGUUUGGUUGCAUCGGUUGUGAUUUAAAUCGGUAGUGUGUCCCCUAGAUAGGCGAAUAUAUUCACGACCAUGAAGCAAUGAUCGUCCAUUGCUAGUCAUGGGCCUUCUACUGUGCAUAUAGUGCCGGCUUUCACAUAACCUGUUUUCUUGGUAUUACUAAUUCACCCACAGUUUGUAUAUCCUGAAACGAAGGGUUACCCUGCACUGUACCUCUUUCUACCUGUCAGUGGUGGUAGGUGACCCCGAAGCUUGGCUUCGACUGUCUUCUUGAGGGUCUACGAUUGACGCGCGCGGUCGGCACGGCGGUACCUGAUGUCAUUUUUAGCGAGUGUGACCGGCUGUGUAAGCAGUGUGGGGCGUAUAAGAUUGAUGAAAUGCUCUGUUGGUCUUAGCGAGAGCGCUCACUAUUAGGUCACUUUCCCAGCGACUCGCCAUGUCUUCGUGUGCAUUUUGCAUUCUGUUUGUCAGAUAUUCAUUAUUUUGUAGUCCCCCUGUCCAAUGUGUAUAAUAUCUUGGCCAAGUCAACGAAAGCCUGUGGGAUGUUGGCAGAGAUUCUUGACUCAUCUUUCUUAACAUCCUAAUUAAUUCCUUCUGUGGAAUCGAAUUUCGUCUGUUUUAGGAAUCCUUGUUACGUAACGUCGGGUCCUGGUAUCGUAUUUCUGCUUUUGAAAUGUGUCCAGCGAGAGAAGAACUCCCAUUUCGAUGCUUUCAACUCAACCUGUCUCUUCUACCCCUUUUCCAGGCCGCUGUCGAUGCCUGGGACCCUCUGACAGACACGAUUCCCAUCCACUCCUGGUUGCACCCUUGGUUACCCUGGUUUGGUGGUUCGGGACGUCUGACUCCCGUGCACGAGGUGGUACGACACAAGCUGGCUGCCUGUCUAACUAAUUGGCACCCCAGUGACGCUUCGGCCAACGCCGUCCUCCUGCCUUGGCGCAAUGUCUUCAGUCUCACUGAUAUGGCCAUCUUCCUUAACAGACACAUUGUGCCCAAGUUGGCGCUUGUCUUGCAGACUUUCCAGGUAUGUCUGUUGGGUUUUGCUCCUUGGGCUGUACCUGUUUCCACCUCUGAUGAACACUCAUGACUUCGAGAUUGCGUGCACGCGCAUGCCCACCACGCCCGCGGUCGUGCUCCUCAACAUGCAGGUAACCUCUAGAAAUUCCAUCACCCGCAGGAUUUCAGCUCUAUUCGCCCUGGAUUUUGAGGUAUAUCCGACCUAACGGUUUCUUCUGUUUUCCCUUUAUCUUAUUUUGCAGAUAAAUCCAAGCGAUCAAAAAAUGGAUCCGUGGAACUGGGUGAUGCGUUGGGUGGAUCUGCUUGAUCACGCAGUCCUGGUGGACCUUUUGGAGCGUUUCUUCUUCCCCCGAUGGCUCAAUGUCCUCUCCGGUUGGCUUACUCAGGCCGUUGACGCGCGCAAUCGACGUGCGCCAAAUGUUGGCCAAUUGUUUCAGGAAAUUGGUGCUUGGUAUUCGGGUUGGAAGGGCCAACUGCCGGCUGAAUUAGCUGACUACCCCAGCAUCAAGGACGCUCUCACCAAGGCCCUGGGGAUGAUGCAGCGGGCUAUGCGCGGUGUUGCGCCCCAGGUGCGUCACACUCGCGGUUUUAGUGUUGUAGACUGGCCUCUGGGGAACAGAGUACACAAAUUUCCUAAGGCCAAGGGUGUCACUUGCUUUGCUGUCCAGAGUGCACGUGGGCUGUCGGAAAAAAGUUAGUGCCAGUGAUAUACGUGAUCCUACCUAGGAGGGAUUGAGUUCUCUGUCCCCAUCAUUAAAUAACCGUAUGUCUCGGAGCAUACACGACAGAUGCGUUAUGGAUGGGUAUGGUCAAACAACCGGACUAGAACAGUGGGCUGUAGGCCUUCAUUUAGACUCCCGAAGACGCAUAACAUGCCAGGCCAUCCGCGCUCGCGUAUUAUGAUAUUUAAAAGUUAACGAAGUUCUCGUCACUGCUCUGCUUUCCCAGUAAUAUUUUUCUAGUCGGUGCAAUGCGCCAGUGGUGCGAAGCACAUUUCACACCCACUUACUUUGCUUCCAAGCCUUAGUUUUUUUUUUUAGGUUGCAAGCAUAUUACGGUUUUUUGGUCAAUACCAGCGCUUUUACGCUCUGCUAUCGUCGCCUCAUCUCUGUAGAGUUAACAUACCUAUGUAUGGAACUAACGUGCCUUUCCUCUGCCUGGAUUUAAAAUUUUAUUAGACUUCGUCUUCUACUAUUCAUUGACAGUUCAUUUCUGUCUCAUGACUUUCAUGCACAUCGAAAACCGAACCCAUGUCGGUUCCUUGUCAGAAUUGAAGCUGAUACUUCUGACGAUGUCAUGUUGGCGGUUGGCUGUUUGGUGUAUUGAUGUAACAGCGAACGUGGCUAAAAAAUAGGGCAUGAGAAAUCGCUUUUGGAGUUCGCGCACCAGCCAUAGUCUUUCCUGUUGCAAUGACGUGUCAAUCAACCCUGAGAACAUUUAGAUAUGGCGACGUAGACCUUGGCGCCGAUUUUAAGCGAUAUGACCCGCCGUGUCCUAACUAGCAGUUCAUGUGGCUACACGUCAAUUGAGGUUUCAGAAAGCCAGCAAACAUUAAAAGCCAAUCACUGUCUAUCAGGCUUUAAGGAUUUUGUGGAAAGCGUGUGAAGUGAUAAUGGAAAGUCAGUCGUAGUUAUGUUUAGAACCACCGUGGCCAGAAGUAGCAGUCAUGGGCUGCAUUCGGCCAUCUCCUUCAGUCGGAAAGUUGUGGUCCCCUAUUCUUAUUUAUCUCAUUUCGCCCCAUUCUUCUCAUGGUCGGAUUGUUCAUUCGCCAGAUUCAGCCUAUGACACCGUCACCGUAUUCUUUCCGAUGCGUUUUGGUAGCCCCAAUCGGUGACGGUAAGCGGGAAGGGGAGAGGUCAUCGGUUCUGUACUCAUCAUUCUUCUAUAGAAAAUGUUAUGUUAAUUACACCUAAUACAUUAAGCGCGCGUGCUUUCUAAGGUGAUUGUCUACUGUCAUGCGGAAGGUGCAGCGUUGUUUUGCCUCAUUCACGCUUCUGAGAUCAAAGGAAAUAUUUAUUAUCUGGGUGUUCCGCGGUUGUCACGUCAUUCCUUGGACUCAGUCAUAACCGAUAGCACGCGAGAAUCUGUCAGCGCGGGGCAGACCGUUUGAUUCGUAAUAAGGCAGGUUCAAAUCCAAACUGGACACGCCAGUGCUAGUUCGGUUUGCGCCAGUUUGGCCUCGCGUUGUCUCGUGCAACCGUAAAAACUGUAUGAUUGCAAAACCAUCAACCUUAUAAAGUGGGUGUUUAUAAAAGUCAGCAUGUGAUGUUCCGUCCGUCAGACGCGAUUAUGGCCACCGCAACUCCCAGAACACCUGAGGUGACUUACUCAUGUACUGGAUAAGUGUGUGUGGGUGAGAGAGAGAGAGAGAGAGCUGCGUAGCACCGACCCCACUGUCAUUCUGCACCAAAUUUACGGUAGCGAGGCAAGGUAGAAGUGACGGCUCUGGGCCGGCCUAGCCAAAGACUCUUCCCUACGCACGCCAGAGCACAGUUGGUUUCCUCCUACUGACUAAACCAAGCACACACGGCAGUUCGACCACCACAAACGACGCCAUAUAGUCGGCCUGCCAGGCCGCAAGACCAUCGUUUAAAUGCCAGAGCGGUAGAUGUUUGCAGUGAUGUUAAGAGCACCUUUCGAUUACAAACAAUCCGUUCUGUUCAGCAAAUUUUCGCAUUGAUGACCAGAGCCGAGGCGGUCAUAAAGGGGAUUUUUUGAAGAGUCGCUUGGUCCACUCCAGUCUGCACGAGCAAUCAACCGAUUGUGGCAGAGAGGCCUUUCAGCAGGUUCUUGCAGCUCUGAGUAGGGUGCUGCUGUAUCGCACAGAUCGGUGAUUAUUGUUCAUGCGUCACAGAAACGUCAACGAUAUUGAUGGUGUCCCUCAAGUAAUGCCGUUCUUGGUUGGUUUCCCGCAAACUAUUCAUGGCUUGCUGAUUACGAGAUGGCCAUCGUCACACCGCGCUUAGAAAAGUCGCACUGAAAGUUGUGAAAAGAGAGAACCUCGGACAAGCGGGAGUCAUCCAUGUGCCGAUGAGGACUGCGCGCCGUCGGACUUUGGAUAUAAGGCUCGGGGAACGUUCGUACGUUCCAACGGUCAUUGGUAGGGGUCCGUUCCUGUCAGAGUAGUCUAGCUCGCAAACUUCGCUGCACAAUUGGGCCGGUAUGGCAGAGCGCAUCGGUCCCAGCAGGUACCAAAUCGUAAAUUUUAAUAGCCUUCUUAGAGAUGCCAUGUAAGGUUUUCUACGAAUUUUCCAUACGGACAAAUACCCAGCAGCCUCUCCUCGUGCUUGCGUGGGUUUGUGUAUAGCGCUUCAGCUAAGGGACCUGACCACAAGGCGACAGUAGUAAGUGAACUCACUUAAUGAUGAUUUACGGUUGCCACGUCACAUUGCCUUCGUCGAGCUUCGUGGCGUAAGUCAGUCGGCUAGCCAUACUUCUGCCCCCCUCUCCCCCCAGCACUUUGGUAGCACCGUCCGUGGUGGUCUGCGGCUGUUGUCCGUCACUGAUGGCUAUUCUGCUGUCCGCCACCCAUGGACGCGCCAGAUUACCGGGAGCUAGGCUAACAGGCAGGCCCAGCCAGCCUUCCUUAGGCAUUGUCUCAUACCAUGCAUGCAUAUGUAAAGCCACCAAACAUGUACGACUAUCAGCCUGGCCGCUUAAAUCUUCGUCCGGCCUGACUUGGUAGCUCUACUGUCCAACUUGUCUCCGAAUAUAAGAACGCAAGUAAGGAUACAUGUGAAAAAAGUGGUAGGAAGGCCGCUAACGGUGAUUGAAUGCUGUCCGGGUGUUCCAGGUCAACAUGCAAGAGAUUACUUACCUCUCCAAGGGUUUUGCAAACUAGACCUACCGUCUUUAGUCUUUUUUCUUUAAUUACAAGAGGCUUUACCAUCUUAUCUCUGUACUGCCGUAAGGAAUCCCCGGCGACGUUCGUCCCCCCGGUCGCCGGCACCUCCCACGUGAGCAGCACCUACUCUUUGCCGCCCGGUCUCCGGCCUGUCGCCACACCGUCCAGUCUGAAGGAGCAAGUUGAGAACGCAGCCUCUCAGAGAGGCCUCCUCUACCAUCCAGUGCCCAACAGAUUCUACGAGGACAAGCAAGUGUACCGUCUGGAGAGCUUAAUGAUCUACUUCGACCGCAACGUCGCCUUCUGUUACAACAGUUACGAUAGUGGUUGGCACCCGAUAUCUUUUGCCGAACUCAUGUCCAAAACUGGGUGA
Messenger RNA from Spirometra erinaceieuropaei, 17937 nucleotides. The record is from the annotation of a GenBank genome assembly. NCBI's taxonomy places the organism in Eukaryota, Metazoa, Platyhelminthes, Cestoda, Diphyllobothriidea, Diphyllobothriidae.